Messenger RNA from Closterium sp. NIES-67, 1713 nucleotides. Lineage: Eukaryota; Viridiplantae; Streptophyta; Zygnematophyceae; Desmidiales; Closteriaceae. The record is from the annotation of a GenBank genome assembly.
AACAACCACAUCCUUCCACACUUUCCAGUAAAGUGGUGGGGUAAGUAGCUGCGAGUAACUAAAAACCGCGCGCUCCCCCACCAAUGGCGCAGCUGCUACUGACCUCGUCUAGUCUCUGUUUCGCGCUCGCGGCCUCUCCGACCGCGCGGCUCCAAUCGCGAGCAUCGGAGCACCUCUCUUCUCGCCGCAUUCUAACGCUCUCCCCUUUGCCCGUAUCCGCCACCAUAGACCACAAAUGUCGCAGAGAAAUUUCACAUCGAAGCCUCUUGAUUCACGCGCAGGCCAAGUCACGCCCACGAAAGCAGUCCCCCGCAAAACCCUCCGCAAAACCCUCGCCGUCCUCCUCCGAGGCUCGUUCCGCCCCUGCCCCUGCUGCUAAAGCCACGCCCCCGCCUGUCCCCCGCGUGUCUCCGCCCGAAUCCCUCGAGGAUGCGCUCCGCCAAGCUGGCGAGUGCGUGGCCGCCGCAGUCCGCGCCGCAUCUCGCGCGGCAGAGCCCAUGACACUCAAGCAGCGCAAGCAAAUCCGCGGAAGGGUCGGCGGAGGGGCAGGGGGAGCCGCUUCCGCCGGCGCGCGGUUUCAAGUGGAAAUCCCCCUCCGAGACGACUCCCCUCAGGUUCUGGCGGAAACGGCGCAGGACUUGGUGCGGAGAGCCGUCGCCCAGGUGCAAUGGCGGGGGGGAGCGGGGAGAGGGGCGAGUGUAGGCGGGAACGCCCCCGCGAGUUGCGCCGUGUCUCUGCUCUUCGGCCCUGCUGCUGCCGCCACUGCUGCUGCUGCAGACCCUAAUAAGGACAAAGCAGGAGCGGGAGGAGCGGGAGGAGAGGGAGGAGAGGGAGGAGCAGGGCCAGCGGGUGGAGCGGCGGCGGCAGCGGUGAUCGAGUGGGACAUUGCUAGCUUGAGUGAGAGGCAGUCGGUGCCUCGUGACGCUGCCCUGGUGUGCAUAGUGGGCCCCACAGAGGACCAAGCCGGAAAGGUGAAAUCCGUGCUCAACAGCGCUGGGCAGAUGCCCGUUCUCCUCCUCAACCCCGCCUGGGCCUCAGCACCCGCUGCUGCUGCUGCUGCUGCUGCUGGGGGUGCGGAUGCGUCAUCCUCGUUAGUAGCAGAUCUCGUUAAGGAGUUUGAUGUGGUGUACUGCUUCAUGCCGCUGGCGGUCCAGGGGCUAUUCGGAGGCAACGAGGGCGCGCUGAUGCGAGUAGUAGGGGGAGCAGAUGGGGGGGGGCCAGGUGCGGUGGCUUCCCCUGUGCCGUGGGUGCUGCUGACUCAGAAGAAGGGCGAGAGUGCAAUGCGCCCGCUCACUGCCCUGCCUGCCCGCCCGGAUGCGGAGAGGAUUGAGACGAUUCUGUAUGCGUCUGUUGCCUCUGACUCCCCCAUCUCCAAGGGCGUCCAGUUUUUCAAGGCCAUCAUAGGACAAGGAGGGGGGAAGGCUGUGUGAAAGUGUGUAGCGGGUGUGGGCUGGGCGUGUGGGCUGCGCUGCGGGUGUGGGCUGUGCGUGUGGGCUCUGCGUGUGGGCUGCGUGUGGCGUGGGCUGCAGCAUGUGUGUGCAUAGAUGGAGUUUCAUUAGCACCAGUGGUAUUGGUGCUCUUGGUUUUUCUUGCCCUCCACUCUGCAGGUAGGGGAUUACUAGGUUAGCCAGCCAGCCAUCAUGUUGAUAGCUGAAGUAAAUCGACUGGUGUUGUAAUAGACUAAGUAUAAAACUAUAAACACGAACACUUGGC